Fomitiporia mediterranea MF3/22 is the source of this 822-nucleotide messenger RNA. RefSeq lists its product as uncharacterized. The record is from RefSeq and is a predicted model, not a curated record. The transcript is spliced from 5 exons. NCBI's taxonomy places the organism in Eukaryota, Fungi, Basidiomycota, Agaricomycetes, Hymenochaetales, Hymenochaetaceae. The coding region runs from base 49 to 717 and encodes 222 amino acids. Gene Ontology annotation, molecular function: ubiquitin protein ligase activity. Gene Ontology annotation, biological process: protein ubiquitination.
CGGGUAUUGCUGCGUGGCGAGAGAGACACUUCGUGUGCAUCUACAGCGAUGGACCUUGAUGCCUUGAGUAGUAUGCUCGCUGGCUUUACUGGUCUGGAACCGCAAAGAAGAGAAUUUAUUGAGAAGCUGCCCGCGCUCACCGAGAGUGAUCUUACAGCUCUGAACCAACAUGACUCUUCUUGCCCGAUAUGUUUGACGCCUUUCCUAGCUGUGCUUGCUUCUGAGGAGAUGGCACUUGCGAUGGACAGUCCGGCAACCUCUACUGAUGACUUGGGUGUCACCCGUCUUACUGAGACGUGUGGACAUGUUUUCUGUCGGAAGGAUAUCACAACUUGGAUACGACAGCACGAUACAUGUCCAACAUGCAGACGACCAUUCAUCUUCUUCCCCACUCGCUCAUCCUCCACGACCGGAGACGCUCACUCAACAACACAAAGCGGUAAUGACUACGGGCUAGACGAAGAGGAGGUGCUGCGCGGGAUGUCGUUUCCAGAUACAGAAGAUGGACGGGCGCAGCGCGCGAUGAUAUUACGAAUCAUGGCGCUCUUUCAGGGGAGUCCACGACGAAACACUGAGACACCGGGUUUAGAGCGAGAUAAUCUUGAUCCUAAUAUUGACAUGGAUGAGGAAUCCGGAAUACCGCGGCAAGAAGAGAGGCUCAAUGGUGUAGGUAGUACUGUCAAUGAAAGGGAGGAAUUUGUUGGGAUGUAUUCUUAAUUUUAAUAUUUACUUGGUCUUGGAUUAUUUGUUUUGUUUGGAGGUACAUACGCGAUGCGCAUGUAACCCCCAUUACAUAGUGUAGCAUACCGAAAGCACACAGCA